This is a messenger RNA of Populus euphratica (Euphrates poplar), 2129 nucleotides long. RefSeq lists its product as uncharacterized. Gene Ontology annotation, molecular function: protein binding. The record is from RefSeq and is a predicted model, not a curated record. The transcript is spliced from 9 exons. Bases 101 to 1846 code for a protein of 581 amino acids. Lineage: Eukaryota; Viridiplantae; Streptophyta; Magnoliopsida; Malpighiales; Salicaceae.
GACCACCUAGCUUAAAUUCAAUAUCAAGUGAUGUCCAUGUAUAUUUUGACAUAACCUAGGCCUCUUCUUGCCUUGUGUCUAGCCCCUCUCAGUGCUGAUCAUGGCUGGUUGUCUUGUGUUGUUACUCCUCCUAGCUCUCCUCUCUUUUUCAGGAAAUGCAGAUGUUAGCUUUGAUUGUGGAGCAUCCGAUGCUUAUGCGGACGAGAAUUCUAUAGUGUGGAUAGGAGAUGAUGACCUCUUCAAAAACAGCCAGUCUGAAGUGGUGCAACCCAGCAAUACAGCAUCGCAUGUAAUGAGCACUCUAAGGGUGUUCACAACUCUAAAGAAGAAUUGUUACCCUGUCACAGCCGCUAAGGGCAGUCUAAUUCUUGUUCGAGCCAGCUUCUUCUACGGGAAUUAUGACAAAAGAUCAUCUCCUCCAUCUUUUGAUCUGCUUUUUGAUGGAAACCACUGGGCCACUGUCAAGACCUCACUUGAUCAACUUGUAUAUUAUGAAGUAAUGUAUGUUGUCAAAAGCGAUACAACAAGCAUCUGUCUUGCCCAAACACAACCUAACCAGUUCCCAUUUAUAUCAGCACUUGAGGUUAGGAACUUGGAUUCUAAAAUGUAUGGCGAUGUCGAUCCGAAUUAUGCACUGUUUUUAAGGUCAAGGAUUGCUUAUGGUGCUAAUACAACAGUAAGAUUCCCGGAUGAUGGUUAUGAUCGCAUUUGGGUUCCAGCAAGAGUUGGUAGCGGGCUAGUUUCGGUUGCAAGCGACGCUAUACUCAUCGAUGUUGCUAAUGCACCGGAUAAUCCUCCACCAGAAGUCCUGCAGAACGCUAUUACAACCUCUAACACGUCUGCUUCUAUCACUUUGAACCCUGGUUUUCCAGAUCAAGAUGUUUCAGUCUACAUGAACUUGUAUUUCUCUGAAGUGACCGAGCUGGAUGCCACUCAGAAAAGAUCCUUCAACGCUUACAUCGAUAACAUGAAAUCAUCGGAGCCCAUAAUCCCACCUUAUGAAGCAGCGAAGGAAAUGUCUGCUAACUUCACUGCUUCGGCAAACACCUCAAUUUCUUUGGUUUCCACCACCGAUUCUACACUUCCUCCACUUAUCAAUGCCAUGGAAGUCUUUUUUGUUAGUGAUCGCCUGACAGAUGGAACCAAUAGUAAAGAUGUGGAAGGUUUAGGUGAACUCCAAAACACAUUUAGUGUAUUACAAGAAUAUUGGUCUGGUGAUCCAUGUCUCCCUUCUCCAUACACAUGGGAAAGGAUUAGUUGUAGCAACGAUGCCAUCCCUCGCGUAACAGCAUUGGACCUUAGUAGCUUGGAUCUUUCAGGGCCAUUUCCAGAUUUUAGUUCCAUGGAUGCCCUUGUGACAAUCGAUUUGCAUAAUAACAGCAUAACAGGACCGAUUCCGGAUUUUCUUGGCGCCUUACCUAACCUCAAAGAUCUGAAUUUGGCAGACAAUUCCUUCAGUGGACCCAUACCUCAAUCAAUAUCAAGCAAUAAGAAGUUGAAAUUUGCGGCAUCAGGCAAUCCAGACUUGUGUGUCUCCGGCAAGUCCUGUCAGCCAACUAGUACUGAUGGCACUAUCAUUACAUCAACUCCAUCAGGAGGCAGAAAAAAGAGCAAUAAGCUUCCAGUGAUACUCGGAACCACAAUUCCAAUCUUCGUAUUUUUCUGGGCGAUUGUGGGAUUUUUAGUGCAUCACAAGAGAAGAACAGCAGCCAUAGCCGCAAUCACAGCAGGAAAAACUGGAGGUGCCAACAGUCAAGUUGGUGAAGCUGUGAUAAAUGAGAUCAGGGUCAACAUCCAAGACCAAACAACGUCAGAGAAUGGUGAUCAAUCGGUUCCACAGCAAUGAAAAAGCAAUCAGCCGGAAAACAAUCAACUUUCUCCUCAAAACUUUCGGCAUAUUAAAUUCCCCGGUCGAUGUAGUGUCCAUUGUUUCCCAGAGUAGAAGGUCAGAUAUUAGGAACCUAGGGACAUCAUCAGGUGGGUGAUGCCAAGAAAUGUCCGAAGGACAUUACUUCAAGAACAUUUAUUGUGUUUUGAAAUAAUGAUUUUGCAUGUAUAAUGUAUUACAAAAUAAAAAUAUGAGUGUAAGUGUGUAUGUAAUAGUGUUCUUCAAUGAAGCAUUUUUUUUA